Penicillium macrosclerotiorum is the source of this 1086-nucleotide messenger RNA. RefSeq names its product homoisocitrate dehydrogenase lysB (gene lysB). NCBI's taxonomy places the organism in Eukaryota, Fungi, Ascomycota, Eurotiomycetes, Eurotiales, Aspergillaceae. Gene Ontology annotation, biological process: isocitrate metabolic process; tricarboxylic acid cycle. The coding region runs from base 1 to 1086 and encodes 361 amino acids. Gene Ontology annotation, cellular component: mitochondrion. The transcript is spliced from 4 exons. The record is from RefSeq and is a predicted model, not a curated record. Gene Ontology annotation, molecular function: magnesium ion binding; NAD binding; isocitrate dehydrogenase (NAD+) activity.
AUGGCUGCUGCUGCUCGGACACUUCGCAUUGGUCUCAUUCCCGGAGACGGCAUCGGACGGGAGGUCAUCCCGGCUGGUCGUCGUAUUCUGGAGUCCCUCCCCUCGUCGCUGAACCUCAAUUUCAGCUUCGUCGACCUCGAUGCUGGUUUCGAGACUUUCCAGAAGACUGGCACCGCCUUGCCGGACAAGACCGUCGACACCCUGAAGAAGGAGUGUGAUGGUGCUCUUUUCGGUGCUGUCAGCUCCCCAAGCACCAAGGUCGCCGGCUACUCGUCUCCCAUUGUCGCCCUGCGCAAGAAGCUUGACCUUUACGCCAACGUCCGCCCUGUGAAGACCACCGCCGGCAGCAGCAACGGCAAGCCCAUUGACCUGGUCAUUGUCCGUGAGAACACCGAGGACCUUUACGUGAAGGAGGAGCGCACCGUGGAGGGCCCCAACGGCAAGGUCGCGGAGGCAAUCAAGCGCAUUUCCGAGCGGGCCUCGUCGCGCAUCUCCACCAUUGCCGGUGAGAUUGCCCUGCGCCGCCAGAACAUCCGCUCUGCUGCCCCCGGCUCCUACACUCGUAACCAGCCCAUGGUCACCAUCACCCACAAGUCGAACGUCCUGUCCCAGACCGACGGCCUGUUCCGCGAGACUGCCCGCAAGGCCCUCGCCGCCGAGAAGUUCUCCUCCAUCCACGUCGAGGAGCAGAUUGUCGACUCUAUGGUCUACAAGCUCUUCCGCCAGCCCGAGUACUACGACGUCAUCGUUGCCCCCAACCUUUACGGCGAUAUCCUUUCUGACGGUGCCGCCGCCCUGGUCGGCAGUCUAGGCCUGGUUCCUAGCGCCAAUGUGGGUGAUAACUUCGCCAUUGGCGAGCCCUGCCACGGCAGCGCCCCUGAUAUCGAGGGCAAGGGCAUUGCCAACCCCAUUGCUACCCUGCGCAGCGUUGCUCUGAUGCUGGAGUUCCUCGGCGAGGAGAAUGCCGCCGCUAAGAUCUAUGCUGCUGUUGACGGCAACCUCGACGAGGCCAAGUUCCUUUCCCCUGACAUGGGUGGCAAGGCUACCACCCAGGAGGUUCUCGAUGACGUCCUUAAGAGACUGUAA